Molecule: messenger RNA, 8550 nt
Organism: Agrilus planipennis (emerald ash borer)
Lineage: Eukaryota; Metazoa; Arthropoda; Insecta; Coleoptera; Buprestidae
Product: protein 4.1 homolog
Exons: 15
Coding region: 316-8154 (2612 amino acids)
Cellular component (GO): cytoskeleton; plasma membrane
Molecular function (GO): structural molecule activity; actin binding
Source: RefSeq, a predicted model, not a curated record
UUCUUAUUAUUGCUUUUCUGCUUGGAAUUUUGCAAAAGUAAAACAUUAAGUGGUGUUUUACUCAGACAGAUUAUCGCCUUUUACAAAAUAAAUAGGGUCGUAGAACGUUUGGUAGGAUCCAUUGUUAUGGUGUGGCAGUGGCAAAUACAUGUACUAAUAAAUAGUAAAUACCAACACUGCCUAGCUGCUUAACUCAUAGUAAAGUGUUUGUGGCCCAUCCCAGUUCGUACUGAGUGAGUUUGUAUGCCGUAGAACACAAAAUUAUUUACCAUUUUGUUUUAUAAUCAACUGAUAAGCAUUAAGUGUAAGACGGACAUGCCAGAGCAAAAAAAUAUGGCAGUCGAUUCUGAUACAAUUAAUACAUCUCCAGCCAAAACAAAAACAUUGACCAUAAAUCGGACCGUUUUGACUCACGUUACCAUGUUGGACGGUACCGUUUUGGACAUUUAUAUAGAGAGAAAAGUAAAAGGUCAAGAUCUUUUAGACAAAGUUUGUAAGGCGGUAAACUUAGUAGAAAAGGAUUACUUCGGCCUUACUUUCGCUGACAGACAAGAUCCAAGGUGCUGGUUAGAUUUGGAUAAACGGAUUGUAAAAUUUAUUAAAGCGGAACCUUGGAAGUUCAAUUUUCAAGUAAAAUUUUACCCUCCGGAUCCAGCUCAACUUCAAGAGGACAUAACGCGUUACCAGCUGUGUUUACAAAUACGUAAUGACAUUCUCAGUAAUCGAUUACCAUGCUCUUUUGUUACGUACGCAUUGUUAGGAUCGUACUUGGUGCAAUCAGAAUUAGGAGAUUACGACCCUGACAGUAUGAAGUCCAAUUAUCUCAAAGAUUUCAAAUUCGCUCCCAAUCAAACCCCGGAACUGGAACAGAAAGUUAUGGAACUACAUAAAACUCAUAAGGGCCAAUCACCAGCAGAAGCAGAACUUCAUUAUCUCGAAAACGCAAAGAAACUUGCAAUGUACGGGGUCGAUCUUCACCCUGCGAAAGAUUCCGAAGGAGUCGACAUCAACCUCGGUGUGUGUGCUUCUGGUCUAUUGGUUUACAGAGAUCGUUUGAGGAUCAAUAGAUUUGCUUGGCCUAAAAUUUUAAAAAUCAGCUACAAGAGGCACAACUUCUACAUAAAAAUUCGUCCCGGUGAAUUUGAACAAUUCGAGUCGACGAUUGGUUUCAAGUUGGCUAAUCAUAGGGCUGCAAAAAAGUUGUGGAAAACUUGUGUCGAACAUCACACAUUCUUCAGAUUGGUAACACCUGAAUCUAAUCAAAAAUCUUCAUUAUUUCCUCGUCUUGGUUCUAAAUUCCGUUAUUCUGGUCGCACACAUUACGAAACGAAAAAAAUGCCAAUUGAAAGACCUGCCCCUCAUUUCGAAAGGUCGCUAUCUGGACGAAGACUAACUUCCCGCAGCAUGGAUCCUUUGGGAAGCAAUCAAUUGGAGGAUGAAUACAAUGAAAUCAAUAAACGGCACACUAUGCCUCAUCCAAUUGAACAUAUGUAUACUCCAGAAAAGGACGAAUAUGCUCUGAAAUCGAGACCCCCGAAAGCAAAUAAAGAAAAAGAGGAGAAGGACAAAAAUAAGAAGCCUGUUGGAGGUGUUUCUGUGCUUCCUGUUAGUGGUACCCUGAGCAAAAAGGGUAAAGAAAAUUAUAAAAAUGAAGAAGUGUCCCUUCCUAAUCGGUUUCCUAACGAGUUUGAAAAGGAGAAUGAAAAUGAAAAGAACAAAAAUGAACAGUUAAAGAGUCCUGGGUUUUUGUCUAUUCGUUCAAAAGAUAAACCCGAUAAGAAAGUGGAAACGAACGAAAGUAAAUUGAAAGGUGGUCCUCCCAUAGGUUCUCCACAAUUGCCAGGUUACACGAGGGACAAUUAUCAAGGGUUAAACAACAACGGGAUCCUUGAAAAUUGCCAAAACGAGCCCAGACCUUAUCCGCAGAUGAAAUCCGGAACUGAUAAAGACAUUGCAUCAUCUUUUCUGGAAAAUGAACGUUAUAUUAAGGAACCUGUUGUCAUUCCACAAUCACAUAUAAUAACACCAACAAUUACAGCGCCUGCAAACAACAAAACCAGAACUGUCAAGUUGUUUGUUGUCACAGCCGAUAAAGAUCCAAAAACUGGAAAGCUAGACGUGGAAAAUGGCUUUGUCGAUAUUACUUGUGCAAAUCAAAACGCAGAAACUGGUUUAAUAGAUUCGAAAUACGGCAUGAUAGAUCCGUAUAGUGGAUCUGUUAUAAUCAUCGAUCUCUCAAAUAAUCAAAAGGAAGUACUUCAAGGGCAUGUUAAUCCCUUUAAACAAAUCAUUAUUAAUUCCGGUGCAGUUUUGAACCCCGAAACUGAAAAACCGGACGCAAACAAAGGUCAAAUUAUUUCAAUAAUUGAAGACAACAAAACAGCUCUGCCAGGGUUACUACCGAUUUUAACUAACAAGAGACUUAUCAAAAUAAAAGUAGUUACCAGUAAGAAAGAUCCAAAGGCUAAAAAAGGCGAUGAAAUAUCGGAAUACACAGAAAUAUGCGAUGCUGUUUCUGACCCAAUUUCAAGACGGAUCGAUACAAAAUAUGGAACAAUCGAUGUUGAAAGUUCAAAAUUUAUUCGUAAAGAGCCAAAAACCAACAAGACAUUAUUCGAACCUGUGACCAUUGAUGCUGACACGGCGGAAGUUAUUAUCAAGAGCGGCGUUUGUGACCCAAAAAUUGGUAAAGUGGAUCCAAAUUUAAACCAGAUUAUUACAUUACUAGACAGCAGGGAUCCCAUAGUGCAAAUAACAUCUGUAACGUCACCUCGAAAUAGUAGUGGCCAAAGAGAUGAAUUCAAGGAGAUUUCAAACGCUUUGGUAUAUUCCCAAAAUGGAAAUAUUUUAACCAAAUAUGGACUUAUAGAUAUAAUAAAUAAGGAAUUAGUAUAUCAGGAUCCUAAAACAAUUAAGACGAUUUCCGUUCCUAUUAGAUUUGACGGAGCCCGUAAUUUAGUAUCAAUCGAUUCAGGUGCUAGACAUCCUCAUACUGGCAUCAAUGAUAACAACUUAAGCCAAGCCAUUCUGAUAGGUCCGGAAAUAGAGUCAGAAAUAAAAAUUUUAUCAGUAUCUGGAAAGGUUGACAGUAAGAAAAAACUCGACCCUAAAAACGCUACAACUGAUGCAUCUGCGGGAGUGUUUGAUCCUCAAAACUGUAAGAUAUACACCAAGUACGGUAUAUACGAUCCACUUUCCGAAACAUUGACAUUUAUUGAGCCCAAGUCGCUUAAAUCAGAAAAUAGACAUGGUCAACACAUUCCAAACACGGACGAAAUUCUGUUCAAAGAACUUAUAAAUCCGAAGUCGGGUAGAAUCGAUUCUAAUUUCGGUAGAAUUUUGAAAACCGAUUUAAAACAACCAAUUGCUGAUUCCUCUAUUCGAACUUUGCAGCAACAAUUACUACCUCAUUAUCAAUUUCAGAAUAAAGCGACAAAAUCGGUAUUGAAAAAGGUAAAAGUACUUAUUGUUACAUACAUCAAAGAUCCUAAAUACGGUCAUGAAAACGAAACAGCUGUUAAAUGCGAUGGUAUACUGCACCCUAACGGUAAUAUUGAAACGAAAUAUGGCAUAUUUAAUUUCGACAAACAAUCGGCCACUGUAAUCGAUCCAGUUAGUGGUCAGAGAGAAACCGUGAAUGCUUCUCGUAUUCCACAAACCGAUCAAAUUCAUAUUCCAGUAGGCCGUUUGUUAAAUCCAAAAAUCGGUAAUAAAUCCAACGAUAUGGGCGGAAUUGUAACUGUCGUAGAUGAAAAGGAGAAUAGGCAAGAAAAAAGUGUACUGCUAGGUCCAAUGGCACCGCAUGUUGUUCCCAAAAAGAGAAUUAUUAAACUGUCAGUAAUUACUGUUAAGAAAGAUCCUAAAACAGAUAAACUUGAUAGAUCUAAGAGUACUUUAGAAACACUGAUUGCAAUUUUUGAUCCUUUAAAUGACAUUAUCGAAACUAAGUACGGUCAGAUCGAUGUAAAAAAAAAAGAAUUCUUAACUGUGACGUCUGGAUCAAAUAAGUUUGUUAAAUACCCAAUCGAAUUUGAUGAGAAAACGGGAGAAAUUAUUCGAAAAACUUACACGGAUUCAAAAACAGGAAAGGUAGAUAAAAAUUUAGCUCAAAUUAUAAAAGUAAUUGGUAGCAAGGAUCCUAUACUUACGGUAACGACGUCAACGACAAAUAAAAAUCCGCAAACUGACACUUUUGAUGGUCAAAGAGUCCAUACGGAGGUAAGUUACGGCAAAGUUGAACUUGGACGUGGUGUACUUAUCACCAAACAUGGAACGAUUGAUUUUGCUAACAAAACCAUUUCUACCAAAGAUCCCACAACUAAUACAUAUCUUAAGAAUCCAAUCGAAAUAGAUAAAGACUAUAAUGGGAAUGUUACCGUUUUUGACAGAUCCAACCCAAAUCUGCUUCGAAUCAUCAAAAUAGACGAACAGGAACUCGAUUCAGAAGUACAAAUCUCAUCCAUUUUGGGGAAGGUAGAUUCUAAGAAAAACACCAUUGAAUCGGCAAGUUCAAAUUUAGAAACUACUGUUGCACUUUAUGAUCCGGAAAGAAGUAAAAUAUUCACAAAGUACGGUAUUUUGGAUCCUAUUGCCGAAAGUUUGUCGGUAAUGGAUCUGAAAACGAAAAAGUUGGAAGUUAAACAUGGCUUUGUAGAUUCUCAUUCGGGAGCUCUUGUCUUUAAAGGUGGGUGUAUCAACCCUAAAACUGGCAAAAUCGACCCACACUUGGGGAGAUCGAUUGCAGUUGAAAUUACAGAACCUGACGUACAUGACGGCGAUAGCGAUAGUAGUGAAAUGGAACCAGUAGAAAAGCCCAUUUCAAAGCCACCGGAAAUAAAGCACGUAAUUAAAACAGAAGAUAUCCAAAAGCUUCCGGAAUUGCCGAUCUUACAAAAAAUAUCUGAUGUCUCAAUGGAUUUAAUUAAAGCUGAAAUAUUGGAAAAUCAACAUAAUGCAGAAAAAAAACUGGCAUUAAAACAGCACAUAUCGUCCCCGUCGAAUUUAUCCAAAACCGAUCUAAUAAGUACUUCUAAUAAUCCAUCUGUAAAAAUAAUGGUCAUUAUAUCAAAGAGAGACCUGAACACGGGAGUCGUAGAUAUAGAAAGUGGAACGGUCGAUCAUAUAUCAGGUACUUAUGACUCUCAAACUAAUUUAAUCGAUACUAAAUAUGGCGUGAUUGAUUUAAAAAAAGCGUCCCUUACGACAAUAGAUCCUUCAACAGGUCAGUUGCAAGUGUUACAAGGAAAAAUAGAUUCUUUAACAAAUCAAUUAACAAUAUCUUGUGAUAAAGUCGUCGAUCCCAAAACAGGCAAAAUAAAUCCCAGUUUGGGAUACAUUUUUUCAAUUGCCGGGCUUAAACAUGCCCAGGAUGUAUCUGGGUCGAAAGUUUUGAUACCUAAAAAGCGGAUCAUUAAAAUUACCGCAGUUACAACUAAAACUGAACCUAAGACCGGAAAGUUAGACGUGGAAAAAAGUCAAGUCGAACAAUCAACUGCUUCAUUGGACACCUCUACUGGUUUAAUACAAUCAAAGUAUGGGCUGAUAGAUAUUAAAAGUAAAAAGUUGCUCAUAAAUGAUCCAAAAUCAGGCAAAGUUGAAGCAAAACCUGUAUUAAUAAACGAGAACAACGGACAGGUUAUAAUUAAAAAUAGUCUUGUUGAUCCCAAUAGUGUCAAAGGCGAUGAUUCUUUAGAAAAAAUUAUUACUAUUGGAGGUCCCAUCGAUUCAAUCGUCGAAAUAACUGUUAUUACUUGUAAAAUGGAUACUUCUAAAAAAUCGUACGAUCUUAAUACCGCUCAGGUAGAAACUGUAAUGGCACUGAAGAAUAACGUAACUGAGGAAAUCAACAGUAAAUUUGGUAAAAUAAAUUUGAGGUCGUCGAUAAUGACAACGAAAGACCUAAAGACGAAUAAAUUGGAAGUCAGACCGAUCUCUUUCGAUGAUAUGGGUAAUGCAAUUGUCACCGGCGUUGUAGAUCUGAAAUCUGGUAAAAUUGACCCGAAUCUAAUUCAAAUCAUUCAAGUAAGAGAACCUGUAGUGCCUCAGGUUCAAAUAACAUCGUUUUUUGGUAAAAUAGAUAAUAAAAAAAAUAUCGUCGAAACGAAAAAUGCUGUGCCUGAAAUUUCAUAUGGCAUGUAUAAUCCAGAUAACAAUAAAAUCGAUACUAAAUUAGGGCAGAUCGAUCCAGUGAAAGGGACUCUAUGCUACACCGACUAUAAAACUGGAAAACCCGAAGUAAAACAAGGUACAAUUGACCCAAUAACUGGCCAGAUUCUGUUCAGAGGUAUAGUGAAUAAAAAAACUGGCAAAUUAGAUCCCAAUACAGGCAGAGUGGUGUCUGUUCUUAUAGCGGAACCAAAAAUCGACGAAGGCGGUAAUGUUUUACCAAAACAACAGAAACACGUUAGGUUUAAUAACAAAAAUAAUCAAGUAUGGAUAUUCGAUCAUCAAGAUCCGAUCACGCAACAAGAUGUAUUUGUUAGUGGCCAUAUCGACCCGGUCAGCGGCUAUAUAACAACCUUAUAUGGAUAUAAUGAUCCAAAGUCUGGAUAUGUUUCUGGUUCUAUGAAAAUUGACUCGAACAAUAUUUUAAUUGAUCCAGAAACCAACGAAAUUUAUUCUAAAACUGGAGAAGUUGAUGAAUCUGGAUCACCUUUGUAUUCAUCUUCUCAAGUCCAUCCAGAAACGGGAAAUAUUUAUUUGAAAUAUUCGAAAAAAGAACAGAAUACUGGCAAAUUUGUCAUUUUAAAAAUUUACGUGGUAUCUCCAACAACAGAAGACCAAAUAAAAGAAUUACAACCCAACGAGUGUGAUAUUGAUGAAAAAACGGGUAAAAUAACCGGCAUUCUCAAACAUACGGUUUAUAUGUACAGCAUGAUCGAUCCUAAAUCUGGCAAACUAGUUCAAAUCGAUCCUAAUGAUCUAUUAAUUACGAAUUCAAAAACAAAAGUAACUCAAAUUAUGACGUUAUCUGGAGAAAUUGACGAUAAAACUGGUAAAAUACAUACUGAAUGGGGACAUAUUGAUCCUGCCACUGGUAAUAUCGAUCCUGAAACUGCCAGGAAGAAUCCCAUUACUGGGGAAUUAAUAUUGAAUUACGCACAAAUCGAUCCUUCACAUUUCGAAACCACUACCGAACCAAAAGUUAAAACAAGACACAGUCCGUUCAACCGAAUUAAAGAAUCCACCGCAUCCGAUGAAGAAUCGAGUGAAGAUGAUUUAAACGAUUAUUCGACCGAAAUUUUAGGCGAUAUCGUCAAUAUGGACAAGGCGCAAUUCAAGAAGCACCCUGCCAUGCCUGUAAUUGUUAAAACAACGACCAAGCAGAUCAUAACGAAGGAUAAAGGUGGUGUUACACAAAAUAUCCAAGAGCGGGUAGAGGAUGCCAGAACUGGGGAAGUGACGGUUUCCACCCAUUUGAAUAAGGCCGAUGUUAUAACUGACGAAAGCAACUCACCGUUUGUAACCGCGCGAGCCGUUACAACUCGAACAGCAACUACACACGAAGAUCUCGAAACAAAUGCUCGUACGCAACAACUGCAGGAAAAAACUGUUGCUCAUUCGAUGACUUCAAGCGCUACCAGACAAGAGCAAAGAACGGUUACUCAAGAAGUAAAAACUACUAGUACCGUUGUUAGCGGGGAUCAGCGGACACGAAGAGAUAGCAUAUGCUCGACAAGUUCCGAUGAUUCCGGUACACCUAUUGAUCCACCUGAACCAUCAGGUCGUCACGAUUAUACUAGUGACUUACAGGGAGAAGUUCCGGAAGGAAUUGUGCACACCGAAACAGUAGUUUACAGUGGUGAAUCAGGAACGACACCCAUUGCCACAACACAAGUACCUGUUGUUGCUACAGAAACCAGAAAAGUCCAUUUGGAAUCGGAAGAUGGAAAUUAUCAAGCCACCGGCGAAAUAGUUAGUUCCCAGACGAUUAGCUCGAAGACUCGGACCGUCGAAACUAUAACAUAUAAAACAGAACGAGAUGGUGUAGUUGAGACACGAGUAGAGCAGAAAAUAACGAUUCAGUCGGAUGGGGAUCCAAUUGAUCACGAUCGUGCUUUAGCCGAAGCUAUCCAAGAAGCGACUGCAAUGAAUCCAGAUAUGACUGUUGAAAAGAUCGAAAUCCAACAGCAAACCGCUCAGCAACAGCAAUAAUGUAUAAGUAAACAAAUUAAUUAUUUCUAUUUAUUGACUGGUUAUAUGUACCUAUAUUCUUUUUUUGUUUUCUAAAAUUGUGUACAUGUGCACCCAUUAGAGAAGCUUCUAGUUCGAGAUAAAAAAGAGAAUAUGCGUUGUUACAAGUUACUUUAAAAAAUCCGUAUAUGUGCCGUUAUUUGUUAAUGAUAUUUUAAUAUUUAAAAACAAACUAUUCUCAUUAAUUGUGUAUCUAUAUAAGUGUAUAACUUCACACACAACCAAUAUUGACAUUUAUCUUAUCUGCUUAUUUACAGUAAUUUCAUGGAAAAAGCAUUUUUUUGUUACUCCUUUCAAAAACAUUUCGAAACAUAUUUUUCUUUUAGCGUAUAAGUACAUUCCAACAUUAAUUUGAGA